GACCACAAAUAAUUUUCCUUGUAGUUUUGUAACAUCUAUUUUUCUUUCACUAUUCAUUAUCAUUGUUUUAAAUAUUUUUGAAACUUUAUACAUAUAUAUUUGCAAGACUGGUCUUCACUAGGUUGUAAUGUUGCUAAAACAAAGCGUGUUUACCAUCACGUGCGCGUUCAUAUUACACGUGACACUCUGUAUUCAUACUCCAGCAGCGAGAAUCAACCCAGCAGAAUGUCGUUCAUUAAUUGACCUAUAUGUUGUGAUAGAUGGAUCAGAUAGUAUUUCAUAUCAUGAUUUCGGACUGUUGAAGACCGCUGUUGAAAAUCUGAUCCCGGAAAUAGAUCUUGGACACAAUAAAGCUCGAAUUGGCAUGUUAGUGUACAGUUCACAUGUGCCUGUAAUGAGUGAACAUGAUUUUUCCUACAACCAGCACUACCUCAUAAAUGCCGCGAAAACUUUACAACACCCACGUGAUGGGACAGAUACAGCACUUGGUAUCAAGCAUAUGAAAAAAUUCUUCAAGAAAAAUGGUCGUAAAAAUGUUCCUUGGGUUUGUGUUGUUAUCACAGACGGAAUCAGCAAAAAUGCGACGGAAACUAUAAAACAAGCAAAGCAGGCAGAUAAAAUGGGUAUAAGCAUGUUUGCUGUUGGUAUUGGACACAGGAUCGCACUACGAGAGUUGGAAAACAUAGCAUCAACACCGAAUCAAGUUAUGGCAAUCGACGAUUUUAGUCAACUCCAAAAUAUGCUCAAACAAAUGAUGUUUACAAUUUGCCCUUGUCCGGUACCACCGACUGUACCACACGCAAAGUGCAACGAUGGUGCUCGAGCCAUUGGAACUGUUCGUACAUACACAUGUGAAAGUGGUUAUUUACAGCGUGGAAAGUCAACCAUUCAGUGUCAAAGGGACUUCACAUGGACACCGUUGUCUCUAGAUUUUGAAUGUGUUUCUUGUAGAAAGGAGACCCCAGUUGUGAAAAACGGCAUAUGCAGCGGAGGGGAAUUCACAAUAGGAACAACGCGUACAUAUACUUGCAAAAAGGGUUACCGUCCUGUUGGGGACCAGAGUAUCAAAUGUCUGAACGAUGCCACGUGGAGCAAACCGAAUUUUGAAUGUGUUCCAUGUGGACCAACUCCCGUCAUUGAGAAUGGGCUUUGUGGCGAGGGAAAAUUUACAAUUGGAACCCACAGAAAACUUUCAUGUCUUCCCGGAUAUCGUGCUAUCGGUACAGCAGAUAUAGAAUGCCUUGAUAAUAUGUCAUGGGCAAGUCCUCAGUGGAGUCAACCUGACUUCCAGUGUGUUCCAUGUGGUCCAACACCGGUAAUUGAGAAUGGACUUUGUGGUGACGGAAAAUUUACAAUUGGAACCCACAGAAAACUUUCAUGUCUUCCUGGAUAUCGUGCUAUCGGCACAGCAGAUAUAGAAUGCCUUGAUAAUAUGGCAUGGGCGAGUCCUCAGUGGAGCCAACCUGAUUUCCAGUGUGUUCCAUGUGGUCAAACACCGGUAAUUGAGAAUGGACUUUGUGGUGACGGAAAGUUUACAAUUGGAACCCACAGAAAACUGUCAUGUCUUCCUGGAUAUCGUGCUAUCGGCACAGCAGAUAUAGAAUGCCUUGAUAAUGUGUCAUGGGCCAGUCCUCAGUGGAGUCAACCUGACUUCCAGUGUGUUCCAUGCGGUCCAACACCGGUGAUUGAGAAUGGACUUUGUGGUGACGGAAAGUUUACAAUUGGAACCCACAGAAAACUUUCAUGUCUUUCUGGAUAUCGUGCUAUCGGCACAGCAGAUAUAGAAUGCCUUGAUAAUGUGUCAUGGGCCAGUCCUCAGUGGAGUCAACCUGACUUCCAGUGUGUUCCAUGCGGUCCAACACCGGUAAUUGAGAAUGGAAUUUGUGGUGACGGAAAAUUUACAAUUGGAACCAACAGAAAACUUUCAUGUCUUCCUGGAUAUCGUGCUAUCGGUACAGCAGAUAUAGAAUGCAUUGAUAAUGUGUCAUGGGCCAGUCCUCAGUGGAGUCAACCUGACUUCCAGUGUGUUCCAUGUGGUCCAACACCGGUAAUUGAAAAUGGACUUUGUGGUGACGGAAAAUUUACAAUUGGAACCCACAGAAAACUUUCAUGUCUUCCCGGAUAUCGUGCUAUCGGUACAGCAGAUAUAGAAUGCCUUGAUAAUGUGUCAUGGGCCAGUCCUCAGUGGAGUCAACCUGACUUCCAGUGUGUUCCAUGUGGUCAAACACCGGUAAUUGAGAAUGGACUUUGUGGCAAGGGAAAAUUUACAAUUGGAACCCACAGAAAACUUUCAUGUCUUCCCGGAUAUCGUGCUAUCGGCACAGCAGAUAUAGAAUGCCUUGAUAAUGUGUCAUGGGCCAGUCCUCAGUGGAGUCAACCUGACUUCCAGUGUGUUCCAUGCGGUCCAACACCGGUAAUUGAGAAUGGACUUUGUGGUGACGGAAAAUUUACAAUUGGAACCCACAGAAAACUUUCAUGUCUUCCUGGAUAUCGUGCUAUCGGCACAGCAGAUAUAGAAUGCCUUGAUAAUAUGGCAUGGACGAGUCCCCAGUGGAGCAAAUCUGAUUUCCAGUGUGUACCAUGUGGUCAAACACCGGUAAUUGAGAAUGGACUUUGUGGUGACGGAAAAUAUACAAUUGGAACCCACAGAAAACUUUCAUGUCUUCCCGGAUAUCGUGCUAUCGGUACAGCAGAUAUAGAAUGCCUUGAUAAUAUGUCAUGGGCCAGUCCUCAGUGGAGUCAACCUGACUUCCAGUGUGUUCCAUGCGGUUCAACACCGGUAAUUGAGAAUGGACUUUGUGGUGACGGAAAAUUUACAAUUGGAACCCACAGAAAACUUUCAUGUCUUCCCGGAUAUCGUGCUAUCGGCACAGCAGAUAUAGAAUGCAUUGAUAAUGUGUCAUGGGCAAGUCCUCAGUGGAGUCAACCUGACUUCCAGUGUGUUCCAUGCGGUCCAACACCGGUAAUUGAGAAUGGACUUUGUGGUGACGGAAAAUUUACAAUUGGAACCCACAGAAAACUUUCAUGUCUUCCUGGAUAUCGUGCUAUCGGCACAGCAGAUAUAGAAUGCCUUGAUAAUAUGUCAUGGGCCAGUCCUCAGUGGAGUCAACCUGACUUCCAGUGUGUUCCAUGCGGUCCAACACCGGUAAUUGAGAAUGGACUUUGUGGUGACGGAAAGUUUACAAUUGGAACCCACAGAAAACUGUCAUGUCUUCCCGGAUAUCGUGCUAUCGGCACAGCAGAUAUAGAAUGCCUUGAUAAUAUGUCAUGGGCCAGUCCUCAGUGGAGUCAACCUGACUUCCAGUGUGUUUCAUGUGGUCCGACACCGGUAAUUGAGAAUGGACUUUGUGGUGACGGAAAAUUUACAAUUGGAACCCACAGAAAACUUUCAUGUCUUCCUGGAUAUCGUGCUAUCGGCACAGCAGAUAUAGAAUGCCUUGAUAAUAUGUCAUGGGCCAGUCCUCAGUGGAGUCAACCUGACUUCCAGUGUGUUCCAUGUGGUCCGACACCAGUUAUUGAGAAUGCAAUUUGUAAAGAUGGUGUGAGCAUUUUAGGCACACAAAGAACCUACACAUGCAUGAUUGGUUAUGUGUUAAAAGGAAAUCCCACUACGACCUGCCAAGAUGAUGCCACUUGGUCGAAUCCUUCUUUUACUUGUCAUGAUUGUGGAGAUCCCCCUAUGGUAGCAAACGCGUACACCGGGACGGGACCCAGUACUGUAGGUGCUAAACGUGUAUAUUUCUGUGAGGACGGAUUUAAGAUGGUUGGUAAAGGUGUGGUCAAGUGUAAGGGGAGCGGUAAAUGGGAAAAACCAAAGUUUUCUUGUGAGGGCAUUACAACCAACAUGACAACGGGAGAGCCAAGUGUAUGCGACAGUUGCAGAUUUAUAAAUGGUGUAGGAUACAACAAUCAUCCAUAUGACUGCAAUCAGUUUGUCCAAUGUUUUAAAGGAAAUAGAGGCUUGGAACCAGCCUAUCGGAAGUGUCCAUUUGGUUUGUUUUGGGAUCAGAACGCUCUAACAUGCAAACCAUCGCAUGAAGUGGACUGCCCAAAUGAUCAGUGCAAAAAUCCUUUAGUUCAGUCUUAUCAGCACAAAGAUCCAAACAAAUGCUGUGCCUACUGGAAAUGCAAGAAUGGGCGUGCAUAUGGAGAGUGUUGUGGUGAGGGUUCGUCAUUUAGCCGCCUUCAAAACCAAUGUGUUCCUGACGCCGAAUGUUUAGAUACUUGUCCCUUCCAUGAUGAAAUACCAGUUUGUGAUAAGAGACCGACUGGGAAAGACACAAUGUUCGAGCAGCAUAUAGGCAACAAUCAUUGGGUCACUAUGCAUUGUGCUCCAGGUACAGCAUUUAAUCCUGUGGAUUGCAAAUGUUCACUUUUCAUCAUGAACGUACCCGGAAGAAAUAGACAACAACUGUGCAAACCUGAGAUAUUCCUCCCUUUUACAAAUAGCUUUCAAGAUCGGUCUGGAAAAAAUGUUUUCGUUAAACCAGAAAACGUGACAAUACAUAGAGGGGCAGCUCUUUUCAACGGGAAUUCCCGAAUCAUAAUAAAUCGCUUUGCUAACACGGAAUUUUACGGCGAUCUUGUGAUCAAGUUCCGUUAUAAUGAGUUUAAACGUGGUUCAUAUUUCAACAAGUUACAAGCUCUCGUUACCAAUGGUGAUUGUGGUUCAGAUCCUUCUAUAUUAUACAAAGACUUCUGUAAAGAUAAAGAUUGGAAGGAGGUCAUUUACAUACACAAUAUGAAAAAGUUAGAGGGUAGAGUUUGUGGUGCCUCGAAAGCGAGAUGGUCGUAUGGACAUAUACAAGCAAAUCAUUGCGCCUUACAAGUUGGCUAUGGCAGUGGACUACAGUCAUAUGUUGGACUGAUAGAUGAUUUGUACGUGUACCAGUGCCGACCACGAAACGGAGAACUGAACAUUGGCUACUAGAUACAGUCAUCAGUGCCGACCACGAAACAGUAGCUACAUGUAACUGUAUUGCUGUGAUAUCUAAUCGAAACAUGUCAAUUUUACAUU
Ruditapes philippinarum (Manila clam) is the source of this 5017-nucleotide messenger RNA. RefSeq names its product sushi, von Willebrand factor type A, EGF and pentraxin domain-containing protein 1-like. Gene Ontology annotation, molecular function: chitin binding. NCBI's taxonomy places the organism in Eukaryota, Metazoa, Mollusca, Bivalvia, Venerida, Veneridae. The coding region runs from base 128 to 4930 and encodes 1600 amino acids. The record is from RefSeq and is a predicted model, not a curated record. Gene Ontology annotation, cellular component: extracellular region. The transcript is spliced from 13 exons.